Messenger RNA from Fusarium poae, 2514 nucleotides. RefSeq lists its product as uncharacterized. Lineage: Eukaryota; Fungi; Ascomycota; Sordariomycetes; Hypocreales; Nectriaceae. The transcript has a single exon. Gene Ontology annotation, cellular component: cytosol; cell periphery. Gene Ontology annotation, molecular function: K48-linked deubiquitinase activity; cysteine-type deubiquitinase activity; cysteine-type carboxypeptidase activity. The coding region runs from base 1 to 2514 and encodes 837 amino acids. The record is from RefSeq and is a predicted model, not a curated record. Gene Ontology annotation, biological process: protein K48-linked deubiquitination.
AUGUCGAAUAAUCCUUGGGCCGAAGGAGGGAAUGAUAAUGGAUGGGAGGAUGUUGGUCCCCGUCGCAAUGGGCAGCCCGCAGCAACAGACACAACAAACCCUCAAACCGUCCCUACAAUCCUAAGACCCGGCGGCGCCUUUGAUAAUCAGGACGAACAACAGGCUUGGGGGGAAGCCAUAGGACAGCCGAGCGACCAGCGAAUCCCCCAAGAAACGCCAGAUGCACUAAAACCGGGCAGAACAGGAACAAAUCCUUUUCUACGAAAAAAGGUCCCCCAAAGACAGGAAGAGCCGCCGACCGAUACUUUCGCGAAAUUGGGUCUCGAUGAGCCCAACACAAACCCAUGGCAGCCGGCAAUUGAUGCGCAAAGUGCUUCACAACAACCACAAGCACCUGCGCAACCAAUUCCAAACCUUUUGGACGAUAACAUCCCCAGAGAUAGAUGGACACCCACGCCAGAACCAUUACCUGCCGGAUCACCAGGUAUGGUCUCGCUACUAUCAGACAGAGGAUCUUCCGCUUGGGAUGACGACCCAUUAGGGAAAAACGAGAAACCACCCGUGCCACCUAUGAAGCUCUCUGAAGAGAUCACCGGGGAUACAAGUAUAUGGGAUGAUGCAGGUAGUGCUGAAAAAGGCAAAGCCAAAGCCAUGGGAGAGGCGAGGUCAGGAUCGCCCGAUGAUUGGAAUCUGAUAGAAUCAGAACCUUCAACAAGCCCCAUCAAAGAGACCUCAACUGAAAAGCCCCCAUUGCCACCUAGACAACCAACGCUGCCAACAGAUGCAUCAUCUUGGAGACCCUCUAGAGACCCAAUUGAUGGAAAGACUGAGACGUAUCAAAUCAAAAACAUACACUGGCAUGACUCAAGCUCGUCAAAGAACCCACGCAUAUCCCCAAUCUUGAUCCAGAAUGCAAACGGACCCUGUCCCCUUGUUGCUCUGGUCAACGCACUUACGUUGACAACGCCUGCCGAUAUCGAAGACACUGCCCUUGUACAGACCCUUCGAUCAAGGGAGCAAGUAAGCUUGAAUUUGCUUCUGGACGCUGUUUUUGAUGAGCUCAUGUCACCACGCCGAACUAGCUCCGAGGAUGCUCUGCCAGACGUCGGUGACUUGUAUGCGUUUUUACAAAGCUUGCAUACUGGCAUGAAUGUCAACCCACGCUUCAUCCCAUCAGAAAGUAUCAGAGAAGCUUACAAGCGUACGUCAUUGACGCAUCUGCAUCCUGCCGAACGAGGAGAUCUGAUCCCGGGAACUUUUGAGAAUACGGCUGAAAUGGGCUUGUAUGCUACGUUUUCCAUUCCACUGAUCCAUGGAUGGCUGCCACCAAAGAAUGAACAUGCGCAUGAUGCGCUGGAACGACAAGCUGCAUCAUAUGAGGAUGCCCAAAACCUCCUUUUCCGAGAGGAAGAGCUUGAACAAAAGUUGUCAGAUCCUGAAGGCGGACUUAGCGAGUCUGAGCAGCAGCUAUACCAAGACAUCAUAAUCAUCAAGGAGUUUCUGGAAAGUUCGGCCACUCAACUUACGCCCUGGGGCAUCGAAGUUAUUGGCAAGGCCAUUAGACCUGGUACUUUUGCCAUUCUCUUCCGAAAUGACCACUUCAGCACGUUGUACUGCCACCCGCAAUCCAUGCAGCUCAUUACGUUAGUGACAGACGCGGGUUUCAAAUCCCAUGAUGAGAUUGUGUGGGAGACACUAUCGGAUAUCAAUGGCGGGAACACCGAAUAUCUUUCUGGCGACUUCCGGGUUGUAGGCUCAGGCGGUGCUGGUCCCUCGACAAGCGCAGGAAACUACUCCAGCAAUGACGGUGGGGAGUGGACGACAGUGCAGAAUAGACGGGGAAAAGCGCCGGAGGCUGGCGAAGCCCCGAUGAGCGCAAGCGCCGAGCAAGAAGAUCGGGACUUGGCCCUUGCGUUACAAUUACAAGAGGAGGAAGAGGAAAGGCAUAGAGCAGAGGAGGCGCGAAGACGGAGAGAGAGCAUGCUUUCUGAACAGUUUAUUGAGCAGCAAGCUCUUCAACCGCCGAAUGCAACACGUGGAAAUCGUGGAGGUAGAGGAGGUCGUGGAGGAGGUCAAGUUGGAAGAGGAGCCCCGCGAGGCGGAGGUGUCACUCGAGGAGCCAGUGGUCUCGUCCCUGGGCGCAACAGUUCUGUCAGCGCACCUACGACAAAUACGAUCAACGCACAGCCCAGAAUACCCACGCAAAGGGUGCGAUCACUUAUCCCGAAUCAGCCACCUCGGCCGGCAGUGUCGCGACCGGCAGAUGAAGCAGCAGACGAUGCCCCGCCGUCUUACGAGCAAUCGGCACACGAUAGAACGUACCAACCACCAGUGGGACACCCUUCUCAUGCUGGCAGCAGCCCCACGAUAUCAAGACAGACAACGGCUACGAGUACGAACCCGCCGAUGCCGAUGCAGAGACCUUUUGUUCAGUCUGCAGGCAGACGACCGCCGGGUCCGGGGGUUGGGGUGAAUGGUGGUGUGCAGAAGGAGAGGGACUGCAUUGUGAUGUGA